GACAGCUAUGGCGGGCGACGAAGAGAUCGUGAACAUGAGGGAGCCGGCCUAUACUUUCGCCAGCAUCUAUGAGAUCGAUGUUAGGGACAAACACGGCCAAAAAGUUUCCAUGAGUAAAUACAGAGACAAGGUUCUUUUGAUCGUCAAUGUCGCCACAAAAUCGGCGUGUGCUUCAAGCAUGUACAAGGAGCUCAACGAGCUCCACGUAAAAUACGUGGACGAAGGUUCUUUUGAUCUUGUGUUUCUUUCUCUGGGAUCCUCCAAACUAUAGCUUCGAUUGCAGUCGUGAUUCGCCAGGGCUAGAGAUUUUGGCAUUCCCGUGCAACCAAUUCGCUGCGCAAGAGCCACUCAGGACGGAAUAUCUUCAAGAGACAG
This is a messenger RNA of Selaginella moellendorffii, 375 nucleotides long. Its product is annotated as probable glutathione peroxidase 8. NCBI's taxonomy places the organism in Eukaryota, Viridiplantae, Streptophyta, Lycopodiopsida, Selaginellales, Selaginellaceae. Gene Ontology annotation, biological process: response to oxidative stress. The record is from RefSeq and is a predicted model, not a curated record. The transcript is spliced from 3 exons. Gene Ontology annotation, molecular function: glutathione peroxidase activity. Bases 8 to 271 code for a protein of 87 amino acids.